AUGAUUCACGAAAUAAAAAAUGUUCAUCCUGAUGAAGAUCUUGAAAAAAAUGAGAAAUCAGUUAGAACUUCAUGUUGUUGGCAGCCAUUAUGUUUAAGGCUCACACGUUUAACUGGCGGAAUUCUAUUUGGAAUCAUAAUAGUUGUCACCUGUGCAUCAAUAGGUGGUCUUAUUGCUUCAACUCUUUUAUACCUACAAAAUUCAAAUUCAAAUUCACAAUGGGAAAUGUUAGGUAUAGCUGUUUGUUCUGCAAUGUUAAUCACAAUACUCCUAAUAUUAUGUGUACUUGUUUGUUACUUCAAAAAUGAUCGUAAUGCUACUAACAGCAAUACAAAGAGUUUAGCAACACCAGAAUACAAUCAAGAAGACGUUUUCUGGAAGAGCAAAUGUCAUGCCCGAUCAAAUGGCACAUCAUCACUAUCAUAUGAAAUGAUUCAAAAUAUUCCACCUUUAUCAACAAAUAAAGAUGUUAUUCAAGUUGAAGAUAAACAAACAAAUACUGAAAAAACAUUUGCUCCUUUACGACCAAGAAAUUUUCAGCGUGGAGUUUGGCCAGCAAUGAAUGCAUAUGGAGGCUUGUCUUCUCGUCCAUUAGAAAAACCAAAAAUGGUUAAUCGCUAUAUACAAACAUUACCAAAUGAAAUCAAUCAGACAAUGUCACAACGACAAAAUAAUGUGAUCAAUAAUGCACUGAUAAAGAUUAUUCGACUGCCAGAAAAUAAUCUUGAUUAUAAUGAAGAACAAUAUCCAAAUCGUUUCAUUGAACAAAAACCACAAUAUGCCAUGAUCGAAAAAAUUAUUGAAAGACCAAAAGAACGAUCCAGAGAAGAUAAGAUAGGAGUUGCUGAAUUAGCAACAACCAAUGGAGAGCGAAUUCACCACGAAAGAAAGAAAAAAAGAUUUUUUAAUGUUUCUAUUGAACGUGUAAAAGCAAUUGAAAAAUCAAAUGUUGUCUAA
Messenger RNA from Rotaria sp. Silwood2, 957 nucleotides. Lineage: Eukaryota; Metazoa; Rotifera; Eurotatoria; Philodinida; Philodinidae. The record is from the annotation of a GenBank genome assembly.